Messenger RNA from Musca vetustissima, 1035 nucleotides. RefSeq lists its product as uncharacterized. The transcript has 3 exons. The record is from RefSeq and is a predicted model, not a curated record. Lineage: Eukaryota; Metazoa; Arthropoda; Insecta; Diptera; Muscidae. Bases 1 to 1032 code for a protein of 343 amino acids.
AUGCGAGGAACUUAUGUGGAACUUGUUUUUCUUAUAGCUGCAAUUAUAGCAGCUAUACUUAUCGGGCCCUCAAACCAAUUCGAAGAAAGCAAACAGCAGCCGCAGUCAAUACAACAACCAUCCACGAUCGUCAAAAACCACAGCGACACUUAUGAAGUGGAAGAAGUCGCAAACGGAAGCAACACUAACGCCUCCAGCAGCGAAAGUAGAAACUAUUUCCGCACACCCUCAACAUCCGGCAGCACAAUGACCGUAAAACAAUUUCGUAGCUCUAUUCCAAUGCGUAUUUAUGAAUGUUUACGAGAUUUCAGUACCUUACGUUGUACGAAAUUGUUUGUUCUACAAAAAUUGGAAGAACGUAAGAACUGGACAAAUACAGGAAAUCUGACUAAAGAUUUCCUACAGCAAUUCUUUGGCGAAGAGGAGAAAAUGGGUAGUUUGAUAUCAGAGAAAUUUCGCAAACUUAGCGAUAAGGAAUUGAACAAAAAGUUAGUGGUCAGUUUACAAAGAUUCUUUAAAAAUCGUGAUAUUAAAUUGCAAUUCUUGCCCGGUUUGAUGGUGAAAGUAGUACCAAGUAAAGAUAACAAAAUGAAAUUGAGUUUUAAGAAAAAAAACAAACACAAAUAUGAAGGUCGAGCCCAGGACACCUCCUUACUAGUGGGCGCUCUAAAAGAUCAAAAUCUAUUGGAUAGCAGUUUGGAGGGUCACGGCAAUCUCAGUUUGGAAGAUGAGGAGGGAGAUGGCAAAUCGAAACAUAAAGUUCACAAAAAGAAAAUCAAAAAGGACAAAACUUCAUAUAAGACCACAAUUCUACAAAUGGCGGUACCAGUUAUGAUGAUGCCGGCCAUCCUUAUGGGGACCUUUUUACCUUUCAUCCUGCCCGUCUUGAAAAUGGCCACUCUCACCACCAUGAUCAUGAAUAAUACCGCCUUUAUGGCCGCCUUAAUUUAUGCCGCCCGCACUCAUGUCAAUGCUCAACAGGAACAACCCAUCAGCUAUAAUUAUGGCUCUCAUCCAAUUGGUUAUCACUGAAUU